This is a messenger RNA of Varanus komodoensis (Komodo dragon), 1014 nucleotides long. It is a transcript of the gene HOXA11, whose product is annotated as homeobox A11. The coding region runs from base 1 to 1014 and encodes 337 amino acids. Gene Ontology annotation, molecular function: RNA polymerase II cis-regulatory region sequence-specific DNA binding; DNA-binding transcription factor activity, RNA polymerase II-specific. The transcript has 2 exons. Gene Ontology annotation, cellular component: nucleus. Lineage: Eukaryota; Metazoa; Chordata; Lepidosauria; Squamata; Varanidae. The record is from RefSeq and is a predicted model, not a curated record. Gene Ontology annotation, biological process: anatomical structure development; regulation of transcription by RNA polymerase II.
AUGAUGGAUUUUGAUGAGCGUGUUCCCUGCUCCUCUAAUAUGUAUUUGCCAAGUUGUACUUACUACGUUUCGGGUCCUGAUUUCUCCAGCCUCCCUUCCUUCCUGCCCCAGACCCCGUCUUCUCGCCCCAUGACAUACUCGUACUCCUCCAACCUACCCCCGGUCCAACCCGUGCGAGAAGUCACCUUCCGGGAGUAUGCCAUUGAUCCGGCCACUAAAUGGCACCCCAGGACCAGUCUCCCCCACUGCUACUCGGCGGAGGAGAUCAUGCACAGGGACUGCCUGCCUGCCACCAACACGGCCGCCGCCGCCGCCGCCGCCGCCAGCAUGGGCGAGAUGUUCGGGAAAAGCUCGGCGGCCAGCGUCUACCACCACCCCACCACCAGCGCCGCCGCCGCCGCCUCCACCAACUUCUAUAGCACGGUGGGCAGGAACGGCGUGCUGCCGCAGGCGUUCGACCAGUUCUUCGAGACGGCUUACGGCUCGGCGGAGAGCCACGCGGACUAUGCCGGGGACAAGCACGGCGAGAAAAUGCCGCCCGGAGCAGCCGCCUCGGCCGCCGCCGCCGCCGCCGCCGCCUCCUCCUCGGCGGCAACUUCAAGUUCGGACGCGGGCUGCGGCAGGGAGGCGGCGGCGGCGGCGGCGGCGGCGGCAGCGGCGGCGGCAGGCGGCGCCCCGAGCGCGGCGGCAGCGGAGGAGAAGGAGAGGCGGAGAGCGCCCGAGAGCAGCAGCAGCCCCGCGUCGUCUUCCGGCAACAAUGAGGAGAAAUCCAGCAGCUCCAGUGGACAACGCACCCGUAAAAAGAGAUGCCCAUACACCAAAUAUCAGAUUAGAGAAUUAGAGAGGGAAUUCUUCUUCAGUGUCUAUAUAAACAAAGAGAAACGCCUCCAGCUCUCCCGAAUGCUCAACUUGACCGACCGUCAAGUAAAAAUAUGGUUUCAAAACAGAAGAAUGAAAGAGAAAAAAAUUAACAGGGACCGAUUGCAAUAUUAUUCAGCUAAUCCGCUACUUUAA